Molecule: messenger RNA, 750 nt
Organism: Panonychus citri (citrus red mite)
Lineage: Eukaryota; Metazoa; Arthropoda; Arachnida; Trombidiformes; Tetranychidae
Exons: 5
Coding region: 81-677 (198 amino acids)
Source: RefSeq, a predicted model, not a curated record
GGAAAAAAAGUCUCAAACUAAAUCAGAAAACAAAUUAAAUUGUUCAACUAACUACAAUUUACUUUCAUUAAACAAUCAAAAUGAAAUCCAUCUUCUUCAUUGCUUGUGCUUCACUUGUAAUUACUUCUGCAAUCGGUGUAACAAUUAAAGGAGACUCUUGUCCAACUCCUACAGUUCCUAAGGGAAUCAAUUACUGGUCCUUCAGCUAUUUCACCAAAAUCACUGGUUGGUAUGAAAUUGGUCGAACCGAUAAGACUGUUCCAAACACCAUUCAAAACACCAUUGAAAUCGAUCAUCUCUACCCAGGAAAAGUUUACAUCUUGAACAAGGGUACAGUUAAAGAACCUGAAAGCGCCGUACUUUGGGAUAAAAAGGUCAACUUAAUCGAAGGUAAUUUCUCUGGUGGAUCUUACUAUCGCGUAGUUGGAGAUGAUGAUCCCGUCUCAUUCAACAUCAAUCAAGAUGGUAAACAAGCCACUUUCUGGAUGCCCUACUACUCCGAGGACUGGACCGCUGUCUUGGCUUCUUGCUCAUCAAAUGGUGAUGGUACUCUUGAUGUCAAAGCUUGGUAUGUGUCUCGAGCACAAUCGAAGAAGAUCUCAAGUGAAGUCCAAGAAAUCGCCAAAUUAUUGACUGGUAAAAGUUUCGUAGAAACUUGUCAACAAGCUUUAUGUUAAUCAUUCAAUUAUUUUAAAUCAAAAUAUUUUGUUUAAUUAACGCGAUUAAUAAACAUGAAUCGUAUUCAGCAUU